Patiria miniata (bat star) is the source of this 2887-nucleotide messenger RNA. RefSeq names its product kelch domain-containing protein 10-like (gene klhdc10). The transcript is spliced from 7 exons. NCBI's taxonomy places the organism in Eukaryota, Metazoa, Echinodermata, Asteroidea, Valvatida, Asterinidae. The coding region runs from base 57 to 1334 and encodes 425 amino acids. The record is from RefSeq and is a predicted model, not a curated record. Gene Ontology annotation, biological process: positive regulation of stress-activated MAPK cascade. Gene Ontology annotation, molecular function: protein binding.
UCACAAACUAAGGGAACAUUGGAAAACCUGAUAUUGACACCAGAUUACAGGGCGAAAUGGCUGCGGAAAGUACCAAUCUUACAACGAUGUUCCAGAGAAAACCUGACCAAGAUCCGAUUCCAGAACGCGAGGGAGUAAAGUCGGGAACAUGUGUUACAAUCACACCACGGAAAAAUCCGAAAACUGAUCCCAGGAAGCCAAAUAGACCAUGCGCUCGCAGCGGCCAUGCAGCCGUCGCUGAUGGCAACAACCUCUACAUCUUUGGGGGCUACAACCCUGAUCUAGAAACACUACAGGAUUACUUUGGUCGCAACGAGGAACUGCUGCUUUUCCCGUUAUUUCAGGAGAUCUGGCGGUACAACUUUGACACCAGUAUGUGGAAGCGGAUGCCGACGCGAGGACGUAUGCCCAUGCAACUGGCGUCCAUGUCCAUGCUGCUCUUCAGCGACCACAUACUCAUAUACGGCGGCACGGGUUUCCCGUUUGGGCCGACUACCAGCAAUGACAUCUGGUACCUGAACCUCAAGAACAAAAAAUGGAAGGCGCUCAAGGCCAGCGACGGGAACACCACGCAACCGGUGCCCGGCUAUGGACAGGCCAUAGUCAUCAUAGACAAGCAUCUAUACGUCUACGGCGGCACAACGGGCUGGGAGUACACCUCGGACGUCCACCGCUGUGACCUGACCAGCGGGGAGUGGGACCGCCUCUUUAGUCUCGAGGAGCUCUUCACCGCGAAGGUCCGGAGGAACCAAACGGAGCCCAUGCCCCACAUCCCUAAACCCAGAUACAGACAUGAGAUACUGACGGACAGGAAGAGGCUGUAUGUUAUUGGCGGCGGUACGUCGACUGAGGCGUACCCUCUAGACAAGAUCCACGCCUUCAAUUUGGAGACGAAGGAAUGGGAAUUGAUGGUUAGUCUGGAAGAUCCUCAACACGGCUACCCGGAAAACAGACGGUGUCAUGGAUGCGCACAGCUGGGUAAUGAGGGUUAUGUAACUGGUGGCUACAGCGGCAAGGACAUUUUUGAUGAUAUCUGGCGGCUGGAGUUGGCGACGUUACAGUGGACAAGAUUAGAGGCCAGACUACCGCAACCUGUGUACUUCCAUUCAUCAGCUAUAACACCGACUGGGUGCCUGUACUGCCACGGAGGUGUCAUAAGUCCCUCGGGGGAUGAGCGUUCGGACUCGCUGACUAGAAUCUGGCUGAAGACACCCAGUCUCCUGACAAUAUGCUGGGAACGGAUCCUCUCCUUGAUCCCAGACCUCCACGCCACACCGGAAUGUGAACUGCUUGAGUUGGGCAUCCCUAAGCAUCUCCUAGACAGAGUGGCAUAGAACUUCUUUGAAAUGGAACAGUCCUGUAUUCGGCCAUUAGCCCCACCCACUUUGAUUAUGAUGUUUGAUGGAGCUACCAUGGUCACCCGACCAAAAGUCACGAUCUGAUUGGUCAAUGCGCACUGUUUGAUUGACAGUCAGGAAGGAUCCAUUGCUUUAUGGGUAGCGGAUCAUAUUGGUGGUUUUUUUUACCCUAACCUUAUCAUCCUAGAUCCUUCAUAAUUCCAAUUGGAGGUUUUGGAAGAUUUUGAAGGAUUGAGAAAGGUAGACGCCAGCCUCUUUGACUUGACAUGGAGCUAGAUACCCUUGGAAAGUUUAAGCACAAAUAGUUUCCCUGCAAAGUGGAUAUUGCAGGAUUCAGGAACUUGUGGCAAAAAUGCAGAGGGAGUUAGGGUCAAGAAUCAAGUUUUCACUUUUUGGAAGCAGAAUCAAUGUGGAGACUUUGGAAGCAUAAUCAGUGUGAAGACUUUACUGACUUUAAUCCUGGUCUCAAGACGAUACUAUCUGAUUUCUGUUGCACAUUUCAUUUAAGCACUACGACAAAGGUUGUAAUGUACUGCUAGUAUGCUGUUUGAUCACCCUUAUUGCAGUAAGACAUGUAAAGCCGGCCUCAGGUUGACCUGCGAUUUGCUUGAGCCGCGACAGAACGGUCGGCAUCAAGCACAAAAGUUAUGCUCGGGUCACAAAACUGAGAAAUCGUGUGAUUAUCGUGGAACAAGUUGCACCUCAACACAGUAUAAUCGCAACCGUGCUCAUGUCGCCCACGACACGUUGACGAUUCCACGGCAUAGACGUCAUCACACGACUUGUUCAAAAUGGCCCCACACACGUUGACGGUAGGUGUCAAGACAAACUGUGUAUCUAGCCCAGAUUUUUCUGCCCUCUGAUUGGGUACAUUGGUCAGCUGUUAUUGAUUCCUGCCUGUUGGGAACAUGUUCCGUCACGGCGCAGGAAUUGAAAAUUUUUCAAGUUUUGUGACCAUUGAUUAUUUUUAUGGCACCGACUGAUCCCGAUCGUCUGGUUAUUGUAGCAGUUACACUAAAGUCGCUAAAAUCGGCGACUGUAAUGUUUGCGAUGGUCGUUGCUCAGGUGCAACAAAGUCAGUCUUCUGUGCCGUCUUAAGGUCACCCAAGGGUGGCUUUACUCAGGAAUCAAACAAAGGUACAUUGGAAAUGAUUCUUAGCAAAAUAGAAAAUCGAGUGACAUUUAGCAGUACAGAGUAAUGCAGUCGAUUUUUUAGCAAUUCAGGUAAACCACUCUUAGCUCAAAUUCUUAAGCUUGAACAAAUUUAUGUCAUGUAAAAACAACUUCAAGAAUAUUCUUCCCCCUCGCUAUUUACCCAGCUUUGCUCUUUUUCCUCUGCUUAUUUUGACUGGUAAAACACACAAUUUUGUAAAUAAGGACUUUUUGUCUGAAUUUAUUGUACAGAGGCAACAAAAUGUAAUUUACUAAUAGAUUGGUCAGAUUUCGGUGCAGCACUCUCUGGAUGUAAACAAAUUAUUUUCUCUUCAAAAUUAAAAUGUUUUUGAGAGUUCUAGAGCAGUGAGCUUGAA